Molecule: messenger RNA, 8283 nt
Organism: Oncorhynchus masou masou (cherry salmon)
Lineage: Eukaryota; Metazoa; Chordata; Actinopteri; Salmoniformes; Salmonidae
Product: protein strawberry notch homolog 2-like
Exons: 31
Coding region: 515-5110 (1531 amino acids)
Biological process (GO): regulation of DNA-templated transcription
Cellular component (GO): nucleus
Molecular function (GO): histone binding; chromatin DNA binding
Source: RefSeq, a predicted model, not a curated record
AAAACAGCUGAGAAUAGGCAAUGUAUGCAAUAGACUGUAGUGUUUGAAUUGGCUAAAUUGUGUUAAGAAUAUUUUUUUGUAGUGUUUCCUGAACUUAAUUAUUUUUCUUUUCGUUUUUAAUUGUCAAAGUUACUUCGGCAGAUAAAGUAUGCUGUUUGUUAUCCACGAACCUCAAGCCACAAUCAGAGUAGCCUACAGUGUGACGACAGCAGCGGAACUAUCUGCUUUCAAUUCAAAAUGGCAGCGUCUAUCAGGAAGUGAAGAAACAACUGAAAAUAAUAAGUUGGAUCAAAUUCCUUGUUUCGGUUAAUUUAACUCAGGAAUUCGAUUGAAAACAUACGUGCGAUCUGAGCUGGGAUUUAGAAUAAGUAACACAUUCGUGAUCCUCUCUGUGUGUCCGUGCCGCUCCAUGGAAAUGGCGUGAUGGAAUGUGCUGGGCAUUAGUAGGAGCGCUGUAGGACACAGCCAGCAUACGUAAGUGAAGGUCAGGGGUCAUGUGUCAGCCUGCAGCCUGAUGCCCACACUCCCGUCACCCUCACUGGCCAUGGACGGGGAGAACUACCUGCACCCAGAGGGGCCGCAGCUGGACAGCAGCAUGUUCGAAGUGGCCUCUUCCAAUAUGGAGAGUUCUAUGUAUCCUUCUGCUUCCUGGGGAUCAUUCUCACAGCAGUCUGGAGGCUACAGCGCACACUGCCCUAUGCAAUCUGGAAACCAGCAAUACCACUUGAAUGACACCAUGCCGGAUAUGCACAUCGACAUGUUCAGCCAUUCUGGGUUCCAUGACGAUUUCCCCUGCCUCAACCUCCCCAGAAACGGAGGCUUCCCUCAGGACCUGUCCUGCAUCGAUGACCUCUCCAACAACUCUCUGUUCUCCUCUCCGGCCGACUCUCUGUCAGAGUACGCCGAUGCCCAGGACUUCAUCCACGCAGACAACCUGGCCCACGUGCCUACGCUAUGGGACAUAAACACACCAGCACAAAGCCAGCUGGAGCUAAAUGCCAACAGGUUUCAGGGUUUGAGCAGUUUGGAGGAUAUCUCUGCCAUUAUCAGCACCCCACCUUUGGGAGGAUACCAGGUUCAGAGAACCCAGACUCCGGCAGAAGAGGAGGAGGAGGAGGAGGAGACCGAGGAGCUGGGACAUGUAGACACCUACGCCGACUACAAACCAUCCAAAUCUACCAUAGGGAUCUCCCACCCAGACAUAGUGGUGGAGACCAACACGCUGUCCAGCGUCCCUCCUCCUGACAUCACCUACACUCUAUCCAUUCCUAACCUCACCAUCAACUGUGGCCUGCUCUCUGCCCUGCAACUCGAGGCCAUCAUCUACGCCUGCCAGCAACAUGAGGUGAUCCUGCAGAACAACCAGAGAGCAGGCUUCCUGAUAGGAGACGGGGCCGGAGUGGGGAAGGGCCGUACGGUGGCCGGCAUCAUCCUGGAGAAUUACCUUAAAGGAAGGAAGAAAGCACUAUGGUUCAGUGUGUCCAAUGACCUGAAAUACGACGCAGAGAGAGAUCUCAAAGACAUAAAUGCUCCCACUAUUCCUGUGCAUGCCUUAAACAAGAUAAAGUAUGGCGACACAGCUACCUCAGAAGGAGUCCUGUUUGCGACAUACUCUGCUCUGAUUGGUGAGAGUCAAGCAGGAGGGCAGCGCCGCACCAGACUCAAGCAGAUCCUGGACUGGUGCAAGCCCGGCUUUGACGGCGUCAUUGUGUUUGACGAAUGCCACAAGGCUAAGAAUGCCACGUCCACCAAGAUGGGCAAGGCCGUGCUGGACCUGCAGCACAAGCUGCCCCUGGCCAGGGUGGUUUAUGCCAGUGCCACAGGUGCCUCUGAGCCAAAGAACAUGAUUUAUAUGAGCCGCCUGGGGAUCUGGGGCGACGGCACGCCUUUCAAGACCUUUGAUGAUUUCCUGCACGCCAUCGAGAAGAGGGGUGUGGGCGCCAUGGAGAUUGUUGCAAUGGACAUGAAGGUGAGUGGGAUGUACAUCGCCCGGCAGCUGAGCUUCUCAGGGGUGUCCUUCCGCAUUGAGGAAAUCAGCCUGGACGAUGACUUCAAACUGGUCUACAACAAAUCUGCCAAACUGUGGGCGGAGACUCUGGCUGUGUUCAUGCGUGCAGCGGAUGAGCUGUGCUUGGUCAGCAGGAAGUCCCUGUGGGGUCAGUUCUGGUCUUCUCACCAGCGCUUCUUCAAAUACCUCUGCAUCGCCGCCAAGGUCCGCUGCCUGGUGGAGCUGGCCAAUAAGGAGCUGGAGGCUGGCAAGUGCAUUGUGAUUGGUCUACAGUCUACAGGAGAGGCCCGAACCAGAGAGGUCCUGGAUGAGAACGAUGGACACCUGGACAGAUUCGUAUCCGCAGCAGAGGGGGUGUUCAAAGCUCUGGUACAGAAACACUUUCCCUCUGAGAAGCCGAGGAGAGAGAAAGCGCCUGGAAACAAGAGAAAACGUAAGCCCAGGGGCCGGCAGCCCAAGUUCCCAAAGCACACCAUGGUGGAUCCGGGGGGUGUAAUCAACAUCAGUGACGACAGCAGCACGGACACGGACGGCAUGGACACCGACUCCAACUCCUCACCCGACUCCCUGCUGGACAACAACAACGACGACGACGUCAUCUUCGUCGACACCAGGAUAGAGGAGAUGAAGCAGGACCUCCUGAACAAGAUCGCUGACCUGGGGAAGGAGCUACCUCUGAACACUCUGGAUGAACUCAUCGACAAGUUGGGAGGUCCAGAGAAAGUCUCGGAGAUGACUGGUCGUAAGGGGCGUGUGGUGCGACGGCCUGACGGGAGCGUGCGCUACGAGUCGCGUGCGGAGCAGAGCCAUACCAUCGACCACAUCAACCUUAAGGAGAAGGACCGCUUCAUGUGCGGAGAGAAGCUGGUGGCCAUCAUCUCAGAGGCGGCCAGCUCGGGCAUCUCCCUGCAGGCAGACAAGCGGGUGAAGAACCAGUGUCGGAGGGUCCACAUGACGCUGGAGCUGCCCUGGAGUGCAGACAGAGCCAUUCAGCAGUUUGGUCGUACCCAUCGCUCCAACCAGGUGACGGCUCCAGAGUACAUCUUCCUCAUCUCUGAGCUGGCCGGGGAGAGACGCUUUGCCUCCAUCGUGGCCAAGAGACUGGAGAGCCUGGGUGCAUUGACCCACGGUGACAGGAGAGCCACAGAGUCCAGAGACCUGAGCAAAUACAACUUUGAAAACAAGUAUGGUACCAAGGCUCUAGAUAAGAUCACCAAAGCCAUCCUGGGUCACAUUGAGAGCAAGGUGUCCCCUCCCAAAGGCUACCCCGGGGGCGAUUCCCUGUUUUUCAGAGACAUGAAGCAUGGCAUGAUGGACGUGGGCAUCUUCUGCAAGGAGCCUCGCUUUGGUCUCAGUACUGAGAAAGACUGCAGCAUCACCAAGUUCCUCAACAGGAUCCUGGGCCUGGAGGUCCACAAGCAGAACUCUCUGUUCCAGUACUUCACUGACAACUUUGACUACCUGAUCGAAAAGGACAAGAAGGAGGGCAAAUACGACAUGGGCAUCUUAGAUCUGGCCCCAGGUAACGAUGAAAUCUAUGAGGAGAAACAGGAAACCUUCAUGACAGUGGGUAACCCCCAGGACGGACAGGUUGUGCUCUACAAGAUAAGCGUGGAUAGAGGGAUGCCCUGGGAGGAGGCCUACGAGAAGGCCCAGGAGAAGGCCCAGAACCUCAACAGUCCUGACGAAGGCUUCUACCUCUCCUACAAGUUGCGGGGGAACCACCCUUGUGUGCUGCUGGCGGAGCAGGGCCGAGGGAGGAACUUCAUUGUCUACAAGCCCAACAUCGGCAAGCAGGCCCACCCAGAGAGCCUGGACAACCUGCAGCAACGCUACCGCAAGGUGACCCCAGACCAGGCCAAGGACAGCUGGGAGAGCCAGUUCAAUUUCUCCUUUGGGAAAUGUAGCCAUGCUAACUGGAACGGGAAGUGUAAGAAGAUCGAGGAGGGACAAGAGUGUCUGCAGGGUAUGCGUCUGCGCCAGUACCACAUGCUGUGCGGGGCGCUGCUGCGUGUCUGGAAGCGUGUGGCUGACGUGGUCUCUGACAUCACCAGCUCCAGCAUCCUGCAGAUCGUACGCCUCAAAACCAAAAAUAGUAACAAGCAAGUCGGUAUCAAGAUCCCAGAAAACUGUGUGGCCCGUGUGCGAGUGGAGCUUCUCAAAAUGGAUGAGGAGGUAAAGAGGAGGCGCAAGGAGAGGGAGCAACAUGCCCAGGAGCAGAGGCUAGCCCAGCAGCGGCAGCUUCAGGACUUACACCUGCUUGCCAAGCCCUACAGCCAGACCCACACCCAGCCCCACAGCCUGUCUCAGAGCCACAGGACUCAGAACUUCUACCAGAGCCUGAUCCAGGCCAAGCCUUUACAGGUCAAGCCUCUACUCCAGCCCAAACCCCAGCCCAGCCCGAUCAACCAGCUCCCCAGCAUGGCCAGCAUCUUCUCCCACUUCCCCCACCACUUCCCCUCCCUGCCCCCAAUGCAGCCCGCUCCAACCUCCACCACCAAGCCCUUCCGGGUUGGGGAGGAGGUCCUGGACCUGACGGUGAGCUCCUCUCCCUCCCCAGACAGCACGGAGGGAGUCCUGGGCCUGAUCAGCCUGACAGGGGGCUCCGACUUUGACCUGGAGAGACUGAUAUCGCGGCACGCACUUGCCGCCCAGAACACAGCACACAUUCUGCAGCAACCUCUACAGCCACCGCUGAUCAAACAGCGGCAGCUACAGUCGCCACAGCAGAUACAACCACAGCUACAGCAGUGGUCAGAUCAGCCUUUAAUCAACAGCGCCCACCAGGACUACUAUAUCCUUGACCAUCCAGACUCUCUGCCUUACUCUCUGUCCAGCCAGACAGCUACUAACCCCUCCACCUCUUCUACCUCCUCCUCUUCCUCCAACACAGUGGCUCACGUCUCGUCCCCCUCCACCCCCUCUCACUUCUCCUCCUCGGCCCUUGCCCCCUCAGAACAGCAGCCCCUCCCUCUAACCAACAGCCACUGCAGCACGGACACACUCAUCAACGCGCGUGAGGUCCUGGACAACAUGAUGCGGACCAGUGCGGACCGCCAGUCGGUUAUCCAGUACCAGCCGAACGAAUGGGACUCUGCGUAACAACCUCUUCAGUGUGGCUGUCUGUCUGUCCUCUAGCUGCUGAGCGGGAACGCUCCCCUCAGGGCCUAGUCACACCACUGCCUGUCCUGUGCUCUUAUCUUCCCCAUCCCUCUCCAGGCUCUGGAUCCACAGGCCAGGGGCACGUUCACGAGACCAAAUGGUUUGGUCUCAUUCGGAGAUGGUGAACAAAUGACCCGGGUGGAAUUGGCCGGGUCCCUUCAUUGAGAGAGUAGGGGGGGCUCAAAACCACAGUUUCUACACCGAGACUUGACUCAUUUGAAGAAACACAAUUCCACCUGGGUUUCAUUUUGUUUUUAAGAAUAUCAAAAGCGCAUGUGCUUUUUAAAUGAUCCAUCACAGUUGGAAUUGUGUUGCUUUGUUGAGGAAAUCACAAUGUAUAAACAUAUUUUUCUAGAACCACCGCUUCCCCUUCUGGUUAUGUUGGGUAUCAUUGGUAACGUUGCUGGCUUCCAACUGCCUUUCAUGCACAUCUGUUGUGUGUUUGCUUUUCUGUGUUGCCUCAUCACCAUUGCAUCGACUUGAAUUGGGCUAUCUUGCAACGCUUGGUUUGUUUAAACCAAGGGCUCCACUCAAAAACUUCAAACUGGAAAAAUCAACACAGGGCAGAUUGGUUCAUAGGGGUGAAAUGUUUUAGUUUUAGCCCCUUCCUCUCCCUUGUGUCCCCCUCUCCCUGCAGUUUCUAUCAUCACUCACGCCUGUGUCUCGCUUUUUUUUUUUUUUUAAAGAAGGGAGGGGGAAAAGAAAAGUCUGCCAUUGUAACAGUGCCUUUGGAAACCUACUUAAAUGUAGUCUUUGAAACCCAUAUAGGCCUAAUGUAUAGAUUUAUACUCGAAGCAUUGGCAUCUUAAUUUAUUAUAUUUGUAUUUAACUUACCCCACUGAUGAAUCUAUGAUGGUGGUGGGCCAGGGAUAGCCCCCACACCACAACUCAGUAUGUGUAUGCCUGUCUGUGGACCCUACACUAUAGCGGAUCUUCAGCCCAUCGGCAGACUGUGUUGGAACCCUGCUUUCCCAGGCCUUGUGAUAAACCAAGAACAGGGGUUAGAUGGGAUAGAUACUGCUGGUUUAAUGCAAUUGGGUGGAUGGUUUUAAAAUGGUGUCAAAUAUCCUACUUUAAGUCUACACAACAUUCAUCCAACGAUGUGACCCAUGGUUUGCUUUUCAUUUGAAGUUCUCAGGAAAGUGUCGAGUGCAUUUGUUAUUUUGUUUUCAACUUUCUGACCAAUAUUAAUAUGAAUAUGUUUUAGUCCAUAUUAUAUGUAUAUCGUAUAUUACAUUUCAGAAUCUGUGAGAUCUGUCUGUCUUUGUGAAAUGGAUGCACUGUAUUUUGUUCAUGAGAAGCCUGGGUAAGUUCAACCAAUCAAAAGCAAUAAACAAGACAUUUUGAAUAGCAGAUGUUUUAGAAGUCCAAGUACUGUUUUAUGCUCCACAGCCGAAGGUUAUAGAUUCACCUGUGCAUGGUAAGAAUUGUAUUCCUCUUUCUUUCUGUUCUAUUCGUAGUCUGUAGUUAAAGACAUCUGAAAUACUUAUGAACUUUGUAUAAACAUUGUGAUGGGGAUAAAAGCAAUGUGCUCUUGAUGUUUUUGUCAUCCUUGUUAUUAUGAUAAUUAUAAUUGUUAUUUAUAUUUAAGGGACAUGUUGUUUUUAGAUUGUUAUCCUGAUGAUACUUUUGGUCAGGGAUGUUUCUAGUUUUCAAGAUUAUAAAAACAAAAAAAUAAGUUUAUAACCUGCCACCAAAUAAUAUUGCACUGUGCUGUACAGGGUGGUUGGUUUGUUUCUUUUCAGUUCUUUUAUCUGAUUCUGCUUGUGACUUAAGUAGAAUCGUUCCAACUUUUACAGCUUCUGCCAGAACUUUAGAAUGCAAAGAAAUACCAAAGUAUUCCACCCCCCUGUAGUUACUGGCUCGAUCUGACCUAUUAUAGCAAUCUCAGGAAGAAAUCUUAGACAUUUAUUGAUUGGCGGGGAGUUAAGAGAAAUGUUAUUGUUUUCUCUAACAACAGUGGUGAAACUAACCAAUACACAUUUUAGUACUAUUUUAUUUCUUCAUUCUGUGCUACGACUCUUGCUGUAUUUUUUUUUAAAUUGUUUUUUUUUUAAAUGUUUGAGACUUGUGAUGGGUUUGUUUGUCGGUAAGUGUUGUGAAUUGUUGGUGAUUUUAAGUGUUUAUGCUAUCUUAGGGCAAAGAUCAAAUUCUGUUUCUUUUAUGGAACAUUAUCUUUUGUCUUCUUUUUUUAAUACAUUUUAAUGCUGACAAAGAUUUUGAGCAGAUUUGCACUUGGAUAUACUUGUAUGUGCAGAUUCUUUACCCACUUUGACAGAUUCAAACAACCCAGACAUCCAAUAGCUCAGGCCUGUGUUCUCGUAGUUACCCAUCUCAUAGCCCUCUCUCUCUCUCUCUUGUGCUUCAGAUUGUCCUAAAUAUAAUUCCUCAUCAGGCACAUUCCAAUAAAUCCAAGCAUUUUCUCAAUCUAACAGUUUGUGUCCCAUGCUUCACCUAUGGCCAAUGGACUGUGUGGUAUAACGCUCACAUGAAGUUAAUAUGCAUUAUAAACCUGGGGAAACGGACAAACACGGUUUGAAAAAAUUAACUGCAAUUUAUCUUUUAGCUGGGUCUUUUUCAUUUUCCGAAAUUUGCACUAAGAAUGGCAUAAUCAAGUUACUGUUGUCUGUUAACAUUGAGAGUUGCAAGCUUGUUGUAUUCCUGACCUUUUGAUGGAUUGCAUUUUUGUAUAACUGUAACCAUCCUUGUUUCUUCAGCUUUAAAAAAAGAAAGAAAAAUAGUACACGUUUUUUUUGAAGUAUCACAUUAAAAUAAUUUAUUGCUAACAAAAACGAAACUAAAAACAUGCUACUGAUUGUAUGUAUUUUUAAACAAAGGCUAUUUUUUCUGUAAACUGUGUUCAGCAUUUUUAUUCUGGGUUGUGCUUUUGUUUUUCUAUAUAUUUAUAAUUUAGAUCGAAAUGUAUAUAUUGUAAAAAAAUAUAUUUAAAAAAGCCUUUCGACUAAUUCUUUAAAGGUUUUCUACUCAUAACAAAAGGAAGGAAUAUAUCAUAGUGCAAUCUUAACUUUGUAAUCCAACAACAAAUAAAACUGAAGAUUGCGAAAAUGGUGUUUACCUUUUUUUUAUUGUGAAUAAAGACCUUCUGGAGCGGC